Molecule: messenger RNA, 552 nt
Organism: Coffea eugenioides
Lineage: Eukaryota; Viridiplantae; Streptophyta; Magnoliopsida; Gentianales; Rubiaceae
Exons: 1
Coding region: 1-552 (183 amino acids)
Molecular function (GO): enzyme inhibitor activity
Source: RefSeq, a predicted model, not a curated record
AUGGCGUUUCUUUCUCACAUUUCUUUCUCACAGGUGUUCCUGGUCACAACAAUGCUCGUUCUGGCCGGCAAUGGAGAGGCAAGAGCCAUCAUAGGCAGCCCUUUUUGCGCUCAAACAAAUCCUGGAGUAGAGAUGGAUCUUUGUAACUCGCUGGUGAAUGGAGCAAGGACCUGGAACGAAGCACUUUCAAGAGUGAUCCUUGCAGCCAUUGAACAAGUGAAGCCAGUCAAGCCAUUGAUCGAUGGUCUCGGCCCAAAGCUGCCCCCCUCACUCCGUCCAAUCUCCAGAGAUUCAAUCGUACAAACAUGCAGCGAAUCUUACGGCAAUAUCCUCGAUGAGUUCAACGGAGCCUUGGUAAACAUCAGGACUGGAGAUAAAACAGGAGCUAUCAAUUCCCAGCUCUCAGCUGCAUUGUCCAGCUUGUCAGAUUGCACUGAUGGACUUGAGGAAUUUGGAAUUGAUGGAGGUGAUCUUAAGAGAUUCCAGGGUAUUUUGGAGAAGUAUGCAAGCCUUUCUUUGGCUGUUUCAUCCACCAAAACUAAAAAAACAUAG